Molecule: messenger RNA, 918 nt
Organism: Trichoplax adhaerens
Lineage: Eukaryota; Metazoa; Placozoa; Uniplacotomia; Trichoplacea; Trichoplacidae
Exons: 2
Coding region: 1-918 (305 amino acids)
Biological process (GO): G protein-coupled receptor signaling pathway
Cellular component (GO): membrane
Molecular function (GO): G protein-coupled receptor activity
Source: RefSeq, a predicted model, not a curated record
AUGGAAAGUAAUAAAACCAAUGAAACAGUACAGGGUCCGCAAGCUGAUAUUAUUGGCAUUUGUCUUGGCUCUACAACUAUUGUCACCAAUUUGUUUAUGGUUUUGGUGAUACUUUCUAAUAAGAAACUAAAAUCUGUGAUAUUUACAAUACUAUCCAGUAUGUUUUUAGUUGGCGUUUUAAGUGCCUCCAUUUAUAUUUUACCUCGUUGGGCAUUUGCAGCAUUUAUCGGCGAUUCUUUUUUCUGCUACAUUUUACCAGCAGUGGGAACAGCAUUUGUGAUUAAUCUAAAUAUGCAUCAAUGUCUGGUUUGUAUAGAUCGCUACAUGGCGGUAACAAGACCAUUUCAAUAUAAACUUCGCGCACAGACGAGAUAUGUCAUUAUCAUAUUAUUGCUGGUUUGGCUAACGUCGAUUCUAACAGCUCUUCUGCCAGCUACGGUUACUUUCGGGCAAGAUCCUAUCAAUCAAUGCCAAAGUCAAUUGAAUAGUACCGAUUUGCGAAUGGAUUAUUUAGUAGGACUAACAACUACAUUUAUACUCAUGCCCAUGGCUGUUAUUGUAUUUUGUUACCUAAGAAUUUUUUAUAUUAUUAAAUCUAGAAGCAGCAUUAUAUUUCAUCAAAAAAACAACGUAACUCAAUAUAAAUCUAAUAUGAUCGCAAAAAACAUUAAAGCUGCACAACAAAUGGCUGUUAUUACAACCUUCUACAUCAUAGCUUUCUUACCGUUUAUAACUGUUUAUCUAAUGUCGCAUUCUAAUCCAAAAUUGGGCCGUAGCCUUGCUUUAAUUUUAAGAUUACUCUUUAUUGUAGCCUUUGCUGUACCGGCUAUUAAUCCUAUUCUAUACGCAUAUUAUGUUACUAGCUUGAGGGAAGCCAUACCAUUUCUUGGUAAUUUAACAAAUGAUAUGUUUGUCUAA